Messenger RNA from Suillus subalutaceus, 2787 nucleotides. RefSeq names its product 1-phosphatidylinositol-4,5-bisphosphate phosphodiesterase 1. Gene Ontology annotation, molecular function: phosphatidylinositol-4,5-bisphosphate phospholipase C activity; calcium ion binding. Gene Ontology annotation, biological process: phosphatidylinositol-mediated signaling; lipid metabolic process. The transcript is spliced from 10 exons. The record is from RefSeq and is a predicted model, not a curated record. Lineage: Eukaryota; Fungi; Basidiomycota; Agaricomycetes; Boletales; Suillaceae. The coding region runs from base 1 to 2787 and encodes 928 amino acids.
AUGACGACGCUUGCCGUGUCCAAUUUACCAGGCACAACGAGCUCUGAUGUCGCACCACCCGCACAACGCAUCGCUGAAAAGUCAUCGAUAUCCAUGGCCGACGGAACUGUUCCUCUACUGCUAAGAGAAGGAGUACACAUGACAAAAAUAUCUCCUGGAAAGCAGAAAAGUUAUAUAUUUAAACUCGAUCCUGAUCAAGGUCAGAUCAUAUGGCAAUCCAAGAAACUGCGGAUCAUCCCUAUCGAGAAUAUUAAGGAGCUUCGCUUCUCAUCUGACGCCCGUUAUUAUCGCCAACAAUUCCAACUUGCGCAAGAUUAUGAAGACAGAUGGAUUACCAUCAUCUACAUUCUCAAUGGCGCCUAUAAAACCCUUCACCUGAUCUCUUCAACCAAGGAUGUAUUCCGCAUGUGGGACAUCACACUGAGGAAGCUUUAUGCAAUACGCCAAGAACUUAUGACGGGUCUUGGGAAUGAAGAGAUCAGACAUGCGAUCUGGGAGAAGCAGUACUGGACGGCAUCGGAUCAGUCGAGCGACCAUAAGUUGCGCUUUGAUGAAGUGGAGAAGCUCUGCAGACGCCUAAAUGUUCAUACUUCGACAGAGGAGCUGAAGCGGCUGUUCAAGCAAGCAGACACGAAGUGCCAAAGUUUUCUUAACUUCUCUGACUUUCAGCGCUUUGUCAAACUGCUUAAGGCGCGCCCGGAUAUCGCCCUGUUGUACAAGAAACUGUGCUAUAGCAACGACGGGCAAUUUGAUUUUAACGUCUUUGAGCAUUUCAUGCGUAAUACUCAGAAGGCAUGUUUUUCAUCUACGCUGUCCCGCCCUGAACUCUUAGAACUGUUCGCGCAUUACGCCAAGAAACCGGAUGAUUCAUCGGAUGCCAGCCCACCAUACUCUCCACCCUUGCCCGACGGACCCGCAUCUCCGCCCUCAAGAUUACUUUCUCCUCCAUUGUCUACUUCUCCCCCGUCCGAUAAUGUGAUCUCACAGCCCCUCAUAGCUCCCAUCGACAUAUCAGUGGCCUACAUAACUCACAAACUUUCCGCAUCUUGUCGGUCUCCCAGACUGGUCAUGUCACUUGAUAGUUUUACCUCAUUUCUUUUGUCUUCCGACAAUUCAGCUUUCAAAGAGCAGCAAGGCAAAGUGUGGCACGAUAUGACGCGUCCACUUUCGGAGUAUCUUAUCUCUUCCUCGCACAAUACAUAUCUUACCGGCAACCAACUCGUUGGUUCUAGUACAAUCGAGGGUUACAUCCGGGCUCUUUUGCACAGUUGCCGUAGCGUCGAGAUUGACGUUUAUGAUGGCGACAAUGAACCGAUGAUUUUCCAUGGAAAGACAUUCACUUCUAAAGUUCCAGUGAGAGAAGUGUGCGAAGCCAUCGCAAAGUAUGCUUUCGUUACGUCUCCAUACCCCAUCAUCAUAUCUGCCGAAAUCCACUGUUCGGUGCUGCAACAGGAGAUGAUGGUGGAGGUCAUGCGCGAUGUAUUCCAAGAUGCGCUCGUCAGUGCACCUGUGGAAGGGCGCCCGACGUUAGAAGUUCUCCCAAGUCCAGAGCACCUGAAAGGGAAGGUGCUGUUGAAGGCAAAGAGCCUCCAUGUCUCAGAGAACGAAUCUAUUCGUGCGAAAGAAGUCAGCAUCGACAUAGAGUCCUCUUCUACCGAAACAUCCACAGACUCAGAUGUUGUUCAAGACAUCAGGGACGAGCGGACAAAGCUAAGGGUCUUUGAAAUGGAUGCUAUCAACGAGGUGAAGGACGAGUUCAAGAAGGCCCGCAGUCUAUUCAGUCGUGUUCGCGGUGGACAUUCCCACAAUAUGUCUGGCGUAGCUGCUCUUGCUGUACCGACUGUGACCUCUUUAGCGACGUCUGAGCCCCCUGCUCGACCGGAACUUCGUGACGUCGGCAAAGUUAAGAUGUCGAUCGCUGUUGCGAGUCUCCUUGUAUACACCGUUGGUGUGAAGUGCCGAGGUAUCAACAAGAAAGAGCACUACGCACCGGAACACAUGUUCUCUCUCUCAGAGAAGACGGCUAACAAGGCGAUGAAGCAAGGAAUGGUAGAUCUUAUCAAGCACAAUAGGACACAUCUGGUUCGACUAUAUCCAAAAGGCUUGAGAGUGAACUCGUCUAACUACUUACCGCAUCGCUAUUGGACUGCUGGCGCGCAGCUCGUGGCUAUCAACUGUCAGACGUUCGAUCUAGGUUACAUGAUUAACCAUGCCAUGUUCCAGCGCAACGGACGAGCGGGCUACGUCUUGAAGCCCCUGGCCCUCCGUACACAUGACAAGGAGUUGCUAUCUCGUCAUACUCAACAUUCGCUUGACAUAUUGGUCAUCUCCGCUCAACAGCUACCUCGUCCGAAAGACUCCCUCGGGCACGAGAUCAUGGAAAAGUCUAUGGUGGACCCAUACGUCGAAGUUUCCAUCCACGUUCCCGACUGGCCUCACGCCUCGUGUCACCAUUCAUCCUCUUCUUCUGCAACCCCUUCACCUUCCUCAACUGGUUCAACUGGCCGACUCCUGUCCAGACGCACCAAUUCAGUCAAGAACAAUGGCUUCAACCCUGUUUGGCAGGAAACAUUGAGCCUUCCAUUCGACUGUGUUGGCGACAUGUUUGAUUUGAUCUUUGUGCGUUUCGCGGUGCGCAGGGAUGGCGACAACGAUGAAGAGCCGAUUGCCGUGUAUUGCGUCAGCCUUGGAAGUUUGGCGAUGGGCUAUCGGCAUCUACCUCUGCACGACACGCAACUCUCACAGUACCUCUUUUCCACUCUUUUCGUAAUGUGUGCUAUCAACUAA